UCAAAAAGGAGCUUGUGAGAACGUUCCCUUCACUAGAUUUAUUGUACAGAACUUUCUAUUCUGCUGAACUAACUGUAGAUGAGAAACAUGCUUCUGGGCACUACUACACUUCCCACCCUCGUGCGCACACCUACGUUGAUGAUGCAGCCUUCCCUGGAUAUCAAACCCUUUAUGUCCUUCCCUGUGGACAGCAGCUCUGCUGUUGGAUUCUUCCCAAAUUUUAACACAAUGGAUCCUGUGCAAAAAGCAGUCAUAAACCAUACAUUUGGAGUGUCCAUUCCCCCAAAGAAGAAACAAGUCAUUUCCUGUAAUGUCUGCCAGCUUCGCUUUAACUCUGAUAGCCAGGCCGAGGCCCACUACAAAGGAAGUAAACAUGCCAAGAAGGUCAAAGCACUAGAGGCAACGAAAAAUAAACCCAAAGUUGGUUCUUCCAAGGACAGCGCAAAGGCUAACACAAGCUGCUCCACCACGCCAGUCACAGCCAACAUCUCUGACAAAUCAGAAGAUAAAGGGAAGGCAAAAGCCAAUAGUGCAAGUCAGCAGUCCAGCACAGAAGUGGGUCCUUUCCUUCCCAAAGCUGGAGUGGCAGCAGUGGCACCUGUAACACCUGCCUCAUCCUCCAAGAGCACGAAUGGAGCUCCGAAUGCAGUUUCUGAGUCAGAAGAAGAAAAAGCCAAAAAACUACUUUACUGUUCAUUAUGCAAAGUGGCUGUGAAUUCCCUGUCACAACUAGAAGCCCACAAUACAGGCUCCAAGCACAAGACCAUGGUCGAGGCUCGGAACGGUGCUGGUCCCAUCAAGUCUUACCCUAGACCUGGAUCCCGGCUGAAGGUGCAGAACGGCAGUAAAGGCUCAGGACUGCAGAACAAGACGUUUCAUUGUGAAAUCUGUGAUGUCCAUGUUAAUUCAGAAAUCCAACUUAAACAGCACAUUUCCAGCCGAAGGCAUAAGGACAGAGUUGCAGGAAAGCCUAUGAAACCUAAAUAUAGUCCUUACAACAAACUGCAGCGCAGCCCAAGUAUUUUAGCAGCAAAACUUGCAUUCCAGAAGGACAUGAUUAAGCCGCUGGCACCUGCUUUCCUUUCAUCUCCUCUUGCUGCGGCUGCAGCUGUGUCGUCAGCUCUGUCCCUUCCUCCCCGUCCCUCUGCCUCCUUGUUCCAGGCGCCUGCAAUACCACCAGCUCUCCUCAGGCCAGGCCAUGGUCCCAUCCGUGCAACACCUGCCUCCAUACUUUUUGCACCGUACUAA
Messenger RNA from Balearica regulorum gibbericeps (East African grey crowned-crane), 1248 nucleotides. Lineage: Eukaryota; Metazoa; Chordata; Aves; Gruiformes; Gruidae. The record is from RefSeq and is a predicted model, not a curated record.